CUGAAAGCCUGAAACACCAUCGAUCAUAUCUCUUCUAGGCAGCCACUGCACCAUGGGCAACGGCAAGGUGUACGCCACGGUGGUGCUCAUCCGGCUGAUCUAUGCCGGCAUGCACAUCCUCACCAAGGCGUCCUUCAACGAGGGCACGAGCACCACGGUCUUCGUCUUCUACCGGCACGCCGUCGCCGCCAUCUUCCUGUUGCCUUUCGCGUUCCUUGAAGUCAGGAAGCGACCGGCGCCACCUCUGAACUUGAAGCUCUCUGUCAAGAUCUUUGCUCACGCCUUCUACGGGAUGGCUGGAACGAUCAACUUGUACUGCAUUGGCCUGAAAUACGCUUCAGCGACCUCUUCCUCGGCCAUCUUCAACAUCGUGCCGGUGGUCGCCUUCAUCUUGGCCGUCAUGUUCAGGAUGGAGACCCUGAAGCUUAGGAGCGUCCAUGGCAUAGCCAAGGCCUCCGGGAUACUCCUCUGCGUCGGCGGCGUCAUCGUGCUGGCGCUGUACCAGGGCCCCGAGCUCAAGUCCAUGAACCACCACCAGCUCCUCAAGCACCACGCCAGCGCCGCCGCCGCGCACGCGCAUUCCAGUAAGGAGUGGGCGCUGGGGAUCUUCCUGAUGACAACUUCCGUCGGGAUAUGGUCUUUCUGGACAGUCAAGCAGGGACCCUUGCUGCUGGAGUACCCUUCCAAGCUCCUGAACACGACGCUGCAGUGCGUGUUCGCGAGCGUCCAGUCCUUGGCCGUCGCCCUCGUCCUCGAGAGGGACUUCUCGCGGUGGAAGCUCGCCGGCGCUGUCAGCCUCGCCGGGGUGCUCUUCACGGGCAUCGUCGUGGCGGCUAUCUCGUACUACCUGCAGAUCUGGGUGAUCGAGAAGAAGGGCCCAGUGUUCCUGUCCAUGUCGAUGCCGCUGAGCCUCGUCUUCACCAUGGCCAUCUCCUCCUUCCUGCUGGGCGAGGACGUCAGCCUUGGAAGCAUUAUCGGUAGCGUCCUCCUCGUCGCCGGCCUCUACAACGUGCUGUGGGGCAAGAGCAGGGAGGAGAAGCAAGCGGUGGACGGGAGGGACGGCAACGGCGGCGACGGGGACGUGGAGAAGAAUGCGGCGGCCGUGCAACCGGCGGACGGGGAGACGACGGAGGAGGAGGAGGGGGGCGGCGGGACGGCGCGCGACGCCGACGCCGACGCCGACGCGGCCGCCAAAGUCUGACGACACGCGUCCGUGCGGAUCAUGCGUGAAUGCGAUCUGCUGAUCACGGCCGGCGUGGCGGGCCUGCGACCGGUGCUUGUGCGAUCACUGCGGAAAGGACGACGCAGGCAGGAAAGAUCAGACGCUGAUCGAUGUGUCCUCCUGCUAUCUGAAAGCGAUUCUUCGGCUGCUCAGCGCCCUACGUGUGAUUGUGUAUGCACAACCGGUUACUGUUUGUGUAAAUGUGCACUGCGAUGUACAUCGCAUCAAGUUAAUUUCCAAGUGAUGGUUGAUUCUA
Messenger RNA from Panicum hallii, 1478 nucleotides. RefSeq names its product WAT1-related protein At5g64700-like. Lineage: Eukaryota; Viridiplantae; Streptophyta; Magnoliopsida; Poales; Poaceae. Gene Ontology annotation, molecular function: transmembrane transporter activity. Gene Ontology annotation, cellular component: plasma membrane. The record is from RefSeq and is a predicted model, not a curated record. The transcript has 7 exons. Bases 53 to 1201 code for a protein of 382 amino acids.